This is a messenger RNA of Wallemia mellicola CBS 633.66, 249 nucleotides long. RefSeq lists its product as hypothetical. NCBI's taxonomy places the organism in Eukaryota, Fungi, Basidiomycota, Wallemiomycetes, Wallemiales, Wallemiaceae. The transcript has 3 exons. The record is from RefSeq and is a predicted model, not a curated record. Bases 1 to 249 code for a protein of 82 amino acids.
AUGAACGCAGAACAACACGAAAGAUAUAUCGUAGUAUUUAAAGAUUCAGCCAGUGACGCUGAGAUUAAAAACUACGCUCAAGAAGUUGAAUCCGGUGGUGGUAAAAUAGUUCACCAUUACAAUCCAGAUGGAAUUAUGAAAUCUUUCGCUGGACACAUUCCACAAAAUGUAUACACAUCCUUAUCAGCACAAUCAGGUCAAUCACCAAUCGAUUUCAUUGAGAAAGAUAAGGAAAUGAAAAUUCAAUAG